AUGCGUUAUAUCACAUCAGGGCACGUCUUAUAUCAUAUCAAUGCACGUCCUAUUGCUGUAACAGAAGUCGUUGGAAUAAGUUCAGAAGACUUAUGUGGUGAUGUGUGCCUCUGCCACGAGCAGGAUGCCUUCUGUGUCUCGAAAUAUUUAGAGCUUGUUAACUGGGAUAGGGAUUUGUCCUACUUGUACAUCAAAGAAUCAAAUGUGACAUCCAUAUUCCUAUCUGAUAUCAAGCCAAAUUUAGUGUAUUUGCAUAUUAUCGACUCGCACGUUGAUAACUUAAAUCAAAGUGGGUCCGCCUUCAUCAACGUCUCGGACAACGCCCUGGCGGACGUCCCGGAAGACGCGUUCGCGUGGUGCGAGGACGUGACGGAGCUGAAUCUGUCGCGCAACAAACUGACGCAGCUGCGCGCGCGCUCCUUCUCCGGGCUGCGCUCGCUGCGCCUGCUGCGCCUCGACCACAACUCGCUGCGCGCGCUGCCCGCGGCCGCCUUCGCCCCGCUGCAGGCGCUGCGCCUGCUCGACCUGCGCGCCAACCUGCUGCAGGCGCUGCAGGCGGACGCCUUCGCCGGCUGCGCGCGCCUCGCGCAGCUGCUGCUCGCCGACAACAAACUGCAGCGCCUGCACCCGCGCGCCUUCGGCGGCCUGCCGGCCCUGCAGCGCCUCUUCCUCGACAACAACCUGCUGCUGCAGCUGGACGGGGCGUUCGCCGGCGCGCCGCUGCCCGCCCUGCAGCUGCUCAGCGCCGACAGGAACAGCCUGCGGCGCCUGCGGGCGGGGGAGCUGCGCGGCGCGCCGGCGCUGCAGGAGCUGUCGCUCAAGGGCAACAACAUCUCGCGCAACAACCAGCUGGAGGAACUGCCGUGCGCGGCCUUCUUCAACCUGUCGUCCCUGGAGGCGCUCCGCCUGGACGGGAACCGGCUCAAGUCCUUCCGCCUGGCGCCGUUCGAGCCGCUGGAGGCGCUCAGGAACCUGUCCGUGGGGGUCAGCGGCGACGGCGGCUGCGAGUGCGGCGUGUUCGCGUGGCUCAGCAGCCGCCGCGUCGCCCUGGAGAUGGACGAGCCUUCCUUGAGCCCAACGUGCGGCGAGCUGUACGCGAUGUUCAGGAACGGCUCGUGGGGGGAGGAGGAGUGCCCGACGGCGGCGGUUGGCGAGUGUCCGUGGGAUCCUACGGAGACCACCCCCACCACCACCACCACCACCACCACCACCACCACCACCACCACCACUACAAGAGCCAGCGCGCCAACCAGUCGCCUUACGUCUCCGAUGGUCGCUGGUGAAAAAAUUCGCUCCGACAAUCCUGCUGUGGCUGCUGGCGUUCCUGGCGAAAACGAUAUGGAAGAGAAUCCGUUCAAAGAAAUACUUUUCUUUGUAUUCGGAUGUAUUAUCGGUGCACUGAUUAUUGGUGUAAUUUCCCUUGUUAUCUGGUAUGUUAGUCGCUCAUUACUUCUUCGCAGCAUUUACUUGCAUUCAUUUAGUCGUUUAACUGGUUGGAAUCACCAACGCGAAGUUUGUGUGCUCCUUCUUGAGGUCAUCAACCUGGUGAGGGGUGUAGCGGUGGGCGGGCAGCCAAAUGAUGUCGAAGGUCGCAUUUUCAUAUCGCGAACUAAAGUUCUGGUCCAGUUCUCGUUCGUUUUUUUCGUGUUCGCGCGUUUCCAAGGCUUCGACAACGUCUUAGGGGCGUACUGUGUGGUGAUGGUGACGACAGCGUCGGCAAUGGCAAAGACGGAUGUGGUAACGAAGACGGUGACGAAUCGUAAUGUAAGUUCCGUGUGGUGAAUUGAUGAGAUGUUUACUACGAAAGUAUAGAAUUUUGAGACAGUGAAGAUUUAUAUAUCGCUGGUGUAGUAUCACGGAAUCACGACGAGAUGAACUGUGAGUAUAAAUUAAAGUUCUCAAUUCGUUUAUCGUCAAUUACGUUAAAAUGACUAAAGAAUGAACAUCUUU
Molecule: messenger RNA, 1950 nt
Organism: Gryllus bimaculatus (two-spotted cricket)
Lineage: Eukaryota; Metazoa; Arthropoda; Insecta; Orthoptera; Gryllidae
Source: the annotation of a GenBank genome assembly